UUUUAUUUAGUUGUACUCGGUAUCUCAAAGCGAUCACAACAGCCAACGCACAAAACGUUUAAUCUGUUCAAAUUACUGUCACAAUGGGAAAACUUAUUUUAUACGGAAUGGAUAUAAGCCCACCAGUGCGGGCUUGUUUACUCACAUUGAAAGCCCUGAAUUUAACCUACGAAUACAAAGUUGUCAAUUUAAUGACCAGAGAGCAUUUAUCGGAGGAUUUCUUAAAAAAGAACCCCCAACACACAGUGCCUACACUGGAAGACGAUGGUCAUUUCAUUUGGGAUUCUCAUGCCAUUAUGGCGUAUUUAGUUAGUAAAUAUGGCAAGGAUGACUCGCUGUAUCCAAAGGAUCUACUUAAACGAGCUGUUGUUGAUCAGCGUAUGUAUUUCGAUGCUGGUGUCUUAUACCAAGACGGCCUACGCAGCAUUACACUUCCAAUUUGGUUGAGAAAUCAAACACAGAUACCACAACAUCGAAUUGAUGUUAUUGUGGAGGGUUAUGAAUUUCUCGAGUCAUUCCUUAAGGAUAACAAAUACAUGGCCGGAGAUCAUUUAACUAUUGCCGACUUUAGUAUUGUAUCAACUGUAAGCUCAUUGCUGAUUUUUUCUGAAAUCGAUGAAGUGAAGUUCCCUAAACUAAGUGCUUGGUUGAAGAGUAUCGAGUCAUUGCCUUACUAUGAAGAAGCCAAUGGGGCAGGUGCUAAGCAAUAUACGGAAAUUCUUAAAUCUAAGAACUGUACAAUUAUACCUUAAAUAAAUUAAACAACAAGAAAAUUAAUCACACCAUUAAAUUUUACGAAAAUGGA
Molecule: messenger RNA, 805 nt
Organism: Musca domestica (house fly)
Lineage: Eukaryota; Metazoa; Arthropoda; Insecta; Diptera; Muscidae
Product: glutathione S-transferase 1
Exons: 1
Coding region: 84-752 (222 amino acids)
Biological process (GO): glutathione metabolic process
Molecular function (GO): glutathione transferase activity
Source: RefSeq, a predicted model, not a curated record